AAAUUAUCUUCAAAUAAAUAUUUAGCAUAAACACGGCGCGGAAGAUCUUCGUAUUACGCAACUGAGCUCAUUCCUCUCCCUCAAGUUUCGAGCUCCGGCGAGAAAAAAAUGCUGCAGUUUCCGGCGUUCAUGACCCAGUAUCCUUGGUCCACGAGGACUAUUCCGACGUCGUUUUUACUGCCGUCUCAGUGGCCCCAACCCCAAAACGAAGAGCUGCUGCUCGCCAUGGAAGAGUCUGAUUUUGAAGAGAAGUGCAAUGAAAUCAGGAAGACAAACAGCAACCUGGUGGUGAUUGGCAAAAUGACUGCUGAUAACGAUAAGGAAGACAUAGAGGCAGAAGAUGACGAUGCCGACAAUGCUGAGGAAUCUGAGGCUGAAGAAUUUGAGCAGGAAACUGGUUAAAACUUACAACUACUCUGCAUAUUUGUGUCCUUUCUUGUCCUUGGAAUCCUCAAUUUGCUUGUGUAUUACUGAACCAAUUUUUCUUUUUGUUCAUUGUGAAUCUGUCACUUAGGAAAGCCAGAGCCUCUAUGAUCGUUAAACAUACAUUCAUUAUAGCUUCAAAUUUAUGUGCCUCUUGAGCUGAUGAUACUUUGAUGAAUGAAUAUAACCUUUUCUUUUUAUU
Messenger RNA from Cucurbita maxima (winter squash), 625 nucleotides. RefSeq lists its product as uncharacterized. Gene Ontology annotation, cellular component: anaphase-promoting complex. Gene Ontology annotation, biological process: regulation of mitotic cell cycle spindle assembly checkpoint. NCBI's taxonomy places the organism in Eukaryota, Viridiplantae, Streptophyta, Magnoliopsida, Cucurbitales, Cucurbitaceae. The record is from RefSeq and is a predicted model, not a curated record. Bases 109 to 402 code for a protein of 97 amino acids. The transcript is spliced from 2 exons.